ACCUCGUUAUCGUAGGUUAUUUAGGGAUUUGCACGAUUAAUUCGAUAAAUAAUAUGUGGAUUAACAUUGUAGCAGUAGAUGUUUAGCUAGUGAGUGUGGUAAACGACCGAAAUGAAAGUGUAUAUUUUACUUUUGAUGUUUGGAGCCACCCUCGCGGCUCCACAACCGGAGCGUAUAAUGGGGGGCGGGAUGACCUUGAUCCAGUACUUCCCGUUCUUCGUCGGCGUGCAACACGGCAUCUUCGGAGCCUGGUCCCAGCACUGCGGGGGAUCACUGCUCUCUGAUCAUGUGGUGCUCACUGCCGCUAGCUGUCUGGAACGCCACUUAGCCAUCACCCUACGGGUCCGCGUCGGCGCCUCAACCAACUUCGGCGGUGACCCUAUGGAUGUCUCAGACUUCAAGAUGCACAGUUCAUGGAACUCUCCUAUCUACGAAAAUGACAUAGGUCUCAUAUUCCUGCGCAGGAGAGCUGUACAGUCCUCCUAUGUUGGCUUUGCCAGUAUCGCCGGAGCCAGCUACACCGUUCCUGAUAAUGCUGUUGUUGUUUCUAUCGGGUUAGGCGUUAUUCGGCCCGAUGGCUCCACCCCAGAUUUCCUUCAAAGAACAAACCUCAACAUCGUAAACCAAGACACCUGCCGCCAACGCUAUGCUCAUUUGAAGACGCAACCUGGCUACGAAGAUACUCCAAUCAUCACUGAUAAUGUCAUGUGUACAGGCUUCCUGACCAAUGACGGGCGGGGAUUCUGCUCCGGAGACUUCGGAGGACCAAUCAUCGUUGAAGACGAGUUUGAAAACAAGACCGUGGUUGGUGUAGCGUCUUGGACACACCGGUGCGGUGACGCCGUCUAUCCGGGCGUUAGCACAAGGGUUUCGAGGUAUUCGCAAUGGAUUGUCGAAAAUUCUAGAGUUUGAUCCGGCUAACAGUUAACAAAGACAGUAUUUAAAAUUACAUAUUAUUAUUACCCCAUCGAUUGACCCUGCAAUCAAGAAGUUGCUGCAUCACCAUUAUUUAUAUCGACUCAAUAACAACUGAGACAAAAUAUAAGAGGGACGGUAUUAUGCCACAUAACAGCGGCAGCGUAACAUGACACCUCCAUUAGUGGCGCAAGUUGACGUGAUAGAAUAAUAGAUGGCGGUAAAAACGUCUUCUGUGAGCGACGCAGUAUCCUGUUACUGAUAAAAGUGGGAAAGAAAACAUUCGCCUCAAGUUAAAGUAUUUAUUAAAAUAGGUUAUUGAUAGAAUACCGUAUACAUAGCUAUUGUUAAUAUGAAGUGUCUAUUAAGUAAAUUGUUUUAAAUAAAAACUCGACUAAAUGUCUCUUCACCAUGAAUACCACUGACCAAGGGAGGGUACUGAACACACUUGAAGGCUUAGAUUUAAUGCAGGUGUGUUUUAUACCAAUAAUUACAUUGAAAAAUGAUAGCUUCUAUGUCUAUCCUGCAAGAAAUCCGUAUUUAGAGACGGUAUACCUACAAUUAAGUGGUAGUUUGUUAUAAAUAAGUUCUACCUAAUAUGAACCAAACGUUUAUUAGACAGACCAUAGAACAUGCAGUAUUGGCAAGCAUUACUCUGUGUGGCCAAUGUGCACAGGUUUUAUUCAAAGCCAGAAUAUAGGGGGCGGUGUUAUCACCUAACCCGCUAAUUGCAUUUCUAGGCCUGAAUUAUUGCCAUAUAGCGCUAUGGAGGUUAGGCUCAGUAUAGAAAAUGUACAGGUUUUGCAGUAGAGAAUCAAAGUAUUAUUUGAAUUAUAAAUAAACGCGUGAUCUUGUCACCUUAACUAAUCAAGAAAUUGAAUUAAUCAUGUUUUAUUUAUAUUGAUGUAAAU
Plutella xylostella (diamondback moth) is the source of this 1826-nucleotide messenger RNA. Its product is annotated as trypsin, alkaline C. Lineage: Eukaryota; Metazoa; Arthropoda; Insecta; Lepidoptera; Plutellidae. The record is from RefSeq and is a predicted model, not a curated record. Gene Ontology annotation, molecular function: serine-type endopeptidase activity. Gene Ontology annotation, biological process: proteolysis.